Molecule: messenger RNA, 3351 nt
Organism: Myotis davidii
Lineage: Eukaryota; Metazoa; Chordata; Mammalia; Chiroptera; Vespertilionidae
Gene: BMP1
Product: bone morphogenetic protein 1
Exons: 20
Coding region: 1-2817 (938 amino acids)
Biological process (GO): proteolysis
Molecular function (GO): calcium ion binding; zinc ion binding; metalloendopeptidase activity
Source: RefSeq, a predicted model, not a curated record
AUGGUGAUGUCCAUGGCUGUGGCUGCCUUCCUCGGGGACAUCGCCCUGGAUGAGGAGGAUCUGAGGGCCUUCCGGGUGCAGCAGGCCUCGGACUUCAGACAGCUUACGAUCCGCAGGUCUUCCAUCACAGCUGCAGGAAACUCCUCUACCCUCAGCUGCCAGCAGGCUAAGGGGCAGCCUCGGAGGAGAAGCCCGGGCAGGUGGAGAAGCAGGUCCCGGAGCCGGCGGGCGGCGACGUCCAGACCCGAGCGCGUGUGGCCUGAUGGGGUCAUCCCCUUUGUCAUUGGGGGAAACUUCACUGGCAGCCAGAGGGCAGUCUUCCGGCAGGCCAUGCGGCACUGGGAGAAGCACACCUGUGUUACCUUCCUGGAGCGCACCGAUGAGGACAGCUACAUUGUAUUCACCUAUCGUCCCUGCGGGUGCUGCUCCUACGUGGGUCGCCGUGGUGGGGGCCCGCAGGCCAUCUCCAUCGGCAAGAACUGUGACAAGUUUGGAAUCGUGGUGCAUGAGCUGGGCCACGUCAUCGGCUUCUGGCACGAGCACACACGGCCCGACCGGGACCGCCACGUCUCCAUCGUGCGCGAGAACAUCCAGCCAGGGCAGGAGUAUAACUUCCUGAAGAUGGAGGUCCAAGAGGUAGAGUCCCUGGGGGAGACCUACGAUUUUGACAGUAUCAUGCACUAUGCCCGCAACACAUUCUCCAGGGGCAUCUUCCUGGACACCAUUGUUCCCAAGUACGAGGUGAAUGGAGUGAAACCUCCCAUCGGCCAAAGGACCCGGCUCAGCAAGGGGGACAUCGCCCAGGCUCGCAAGCUCUACAAGUGUCCAGCCUGCGGAGAGACCCUACAAGACAGCACAGGCAACUUCUCCUCUCCUGAGUACCCCAAUGGCUACUCCGCCCACAUGCACUGUGUAUGGCGCAUCUCCGUCACACCUGGGGAGAAGAUCAUUCUGAACUUCACAUCCAUGGACCUGUACCGGAGCCGCCUGUGCUGGUACGACUACGUGGAGGUCCGAGAUGGCUUUUGGAGGAAGGCGCCCCUCCGAGGCCGCUUCUGCGGGGGCAAACUCCCUGAGCCUAUCGUCUCCACGGACAGCCGCCUCUGGGUUGAAUUCCGAAGCAGUAGCAACUGGGUCGGGAAGGGCUUCUUUGCAAUCUAUGAAGCCAUCUGCGGGGGAGAUGUGAAAAAGGACAAUGGCCACAUCCAGUCGCCCAAUUACCCAGAUGAUUACCGGCCCAGCAAAGUCUGCAUCUGGCGGAUCCAGGUGUCCGAGGGCUUCCAUGUGGGCCUCACCUUCCAGUCCUUCGAGAUUGAGCGCCACGACAGCUGCGCCUAUGACUACCUGGAGGUGCGGGACGGGCACAGUGAGAGCAGCACCCUCAUCGGGCGCUACUGUGGCUACGAGAAGCCUGAUGACAUCAAGAGCACCUCCAGCCGCCUCUGGCUCAAGUUCGUCUCUGACGGCUCCAUUAACAAAGCCGGUUUUGCUGUCAACUUUUUCAAAGAAGUGGACGAGUGCUCUCGGCCCAACCGUGGGGGCUGUGAGCAGCGGUGCCUCAACACCCUGGGCAGCUACAAGUGCAGCUGUGACCCUGGGUACGAGCUGGCCCCUGACAAGCGCCGGUGUGAGGCUGCCUGUGGCGGAUUCCUCACCAAGCUCAACGGCUCCAUCACCAGCCCGGGCUGGCCCAAGGAGUACCCGCCCAACAAAAACUGCAUCUGGCAGCUGGUGGCCCCCACCCAGUACCGUAUCUCCCUGCAGUUCGACUUCUUCGAGACCGAGGGCAAUGACGUGUGCAAGUACGACUUCGUGGAGGUGCGCAGUGGACUCACGGCUGACUCCAAGCUGCACGGCAAGUUCUGUGGCUCUGAGAAGCCCGAGGUCAUCACCUCCCAGUACAACAACAUGCGCGUGGAGUUCAAGUCCGACAACACCGUCUCCAAAAAGGGCUUCAAGGCCCACUUCUUCUCAGACAAGGACGAGUGCUCCAAGGACAACGGCGGCUGCCAGCACGACUGCGCCAACACCUUCGGCAGCUACGAGUGCCUGUGCCGCAGCGGCUUCGUCCUGCACGACUGCCCGCCCGCCGGCUGUGACCACAAGGUGACAUCCACCAGCGGCACCAUCACCAGCCCCAACUGGCCUGACAAGUAUCCCAGCAAGAAGGAGUGCACCUGGGCUAUCUCUAGCACCCCCGGGCACCGGGUCAAGCUGACCUUCCUGGAGAUGGACAUUGAGUCCCAGCCCGAGUGUGCCUACGACCACCUGGAGGUGUACGACGGGCGUGACGCCAAGGCCCCGGUUCUGGGCCGCUUCUGUGGGAGCAAGAAGCCCGAGCCGGUCGUGGCCACGGGCAGUCGCAUGUUCCUGCGCUUCUACUCGGACAACUCCGUCCAGCGGAAGGGCUUCCAGGCGGCCCAUUCCACAGAGUGCGGAGGCCAGGUGCGAGCCGAGGUGAAGUCCAAGGAUCUUUACUCCCAUGCCCAGUUUGGCGACAACAACUACCCCGGGGGGGUGGACUGCGAGUGGGUCAUCGUGGCAGAGGAAGGCUACGGUGUGGAGCUCGUGUUCCAGACCUUCGAGGUGGAAGAGGAGACAGACUGUGGCUACGACUACAUGGAGCUCUUUGAUGGCUACGACAGCACAGCCCCCAGGCUGGGGCGCUACUGUGGCUCCGGGCCCCCUGAGGAGGUGUACUCGGCGGGAGACUCUGUCCUGGUGAGGUUCCACUCCGACGACACCAUCACCAAAAAAGGCUUCCACCUGCGCUACACCAGCACCAAGUUCCAGGACACACUGCACAGCAGGAAGUGACCGCUGCCCCUGUCACCUGGACUGGACAGUGGGAGCACCCGUCCCCACCCUCCGAUGGUCUGGAUGCGGCUGUCCUCAGGAGGCAGGGACUUGGACUCCUUCAUGAGCCACUUCCCCAGAUCCCUCCCCCGCUGGCCCUACCUGAGCAAGGGCCCAGGGCCGGGGAGCCAGAGCUUUCACUGAGACACUUGAAGUGGCCAUUCCUCUGUGGGGGCCGGCCGGCGGGGGGGAGGGUCUGUCAGCGGGACCCUCCUACCUGUCCUGCCCACCUCUGCGUGCUGGAUUGUGUAUAGCUGGUGCAUAUCUUCAUUGUAAUAUCCGUGUCCCGGCCCUUCCCCGGCCUCACUUGGUUUUAUUUUGAGCCUCCACUUCCCACUGUUUCCUGGGGCAUGAGUUUCCGUACGCGUCCCACGGGAGCACAGUGGGGAGCGGAAGGGGAAGGGUGGGGAAGGAGACAGGCCUUCUCUCAGGCCCAGUGGCUGGUCGGCCACAACCAGGGCAUCCCAGCCAAUAAACCGAAAGUGUUACAGCCAG